This is a messenger RNA of Parasteatoda tepidariorum (common house spider), 1503 nucleotides long. RefSeq names its product bcl-2-related ovarian killer protein homolog A. Gene Ontology annotation, cellular component: mitochondrial outer membrane. NCBI's taxonomy places the organism in Eukaryota, Metazoa, Arthropoda, Arachnida, Araneae, Theridiidae. Gene Ontology annotation, biological process: regulation of apoptotic process; intrinsic apoptotic signaling pathway in response to DNA damage; release of cytochrome c from mitochondria. The record is from RefSeq and is a predicted model, not a curated record. Gene Ontology annotation, molecular function: BH domain binding.
GUAACCCUAAUGAAAUUGUGUUUCGGGCAUCCUCGCAGGCUAUUACACAUCAUUCAGCAGGUGUUCGUAAAACACAUCUAGAAUGGCGGUGAUCUCUAGUCUAGUUGACUGUCGUGGACCAGUUUCGACAGCAGUGAAGAAUAUUUUAUGAUUCCAAUAACAGUCACUCACAGAAGAUGCAGCAAAGCGAGAAAUGAAAAUUUGACUGACUCGUUUAAAAUUAGAAUGACUUGACUGGAAAUUAACUUUUUGGAAGAUUUUAACGUUUUGAAGCUUUCUAUUUAUUUGCUAUUUAUUUAGUCAUUUUUUUCUGAAACUGUAGAAAAAAUAUAACGAAUUUAAUUUUUUUUUUUGAUAAAAAUGUUGUGAAUUAUUGCUAGAAAAAGAAGAUACAUUUUAUACUAUAUGUGAAGUUUUCGUUAAUUAGAUCACAUUUCAAAAUAUAUAUAGAUCAAAAUGAGCUUAAAGUGAUGUAUACAGUUUAUUACACUUAGUCUAAAUACAAUCCUAAUUUUCAAUCUUUCUCAAGCAAUAAUGAUAAUCAAACGACAACAAGCAUAAACAUAAAAAACCUUUUAACUCUAAGAGAUAAGGGUAACAAUGGCCAUAUCGCCAACAGCGAAUGGCUCUGCCAACAGGCCAAUGACAUUAGCUCCUCCGUCUAUGGGAAGGCCUAGAAAAUAUAGUUUACCAGUUAUCUAUCCGAGACCAUCUUUGUCAGUUUAUGCUGCAGCUGAAAACACGAAAGAAUCUAUGUCUCGUCGGAGGAAAUUUAGUCAAGUCGGACAAGUCGUUGGUCACAGACUGUCCACAACCAUUGGAUGGCGGAGUCCCAUAUCACAACAUGAUGUCGUGAAUCAAGCCAAAAGUCUUUGUGGUCGAUAUCUUCGCACCAAACUUCGUUCCUGUUCGGCUGUCCACAAGAAAUUAGGUCUACAGAGGCUGAAAAGCGUCAGUAACCUUGCUUGUGGAUCCAACACGGCAGAAAUAGCUAAUGAGCUUCGUUUGCUGGCGAACGAGCUCGAAAACUCUCAUCCAAAGCUAUUCCAAAGCGUUGCUUCUAAUCUCGGUCUACAUAACAUGCCAUCAGAAGCUGUCGUCCACAGCGUUUUCGCAUCAGUUGCUGAAGAAAUCUUUCGAAAUGGUGUGACGUGGGGAAGGAUCGUAGCACUUUUUGCUAUGACAGGAGCACUUGCCAUGGACUGUGUAAAGGCAGGUCAUCCGGAAUAUGUUUUAGGAUUGGUGCAACGGAUGGGAAUCUUCGUCGAAAGAGAUUUAGCACCAUGGAUAUGCCAGCAAGGUGGAUGGGCGACAUUACUGACAAGAUUCAAGAAGGACAGUACAACCAACUAUGCUAAAGAGGUUAUUUGCUUCUUUUUCGUAGCAGUCUUCAUUCUCAUUGCCUGGUGGAUUUUUGUUUACUAAUUCAAUCAUUCCCAUUCUCCUCUGUUUGUUUUUUGUAAAUUUUAAAACUGUUUUGAGAAUAAAAUAAGUUAUUUACGA